Scheffersomyces amazonensis is the source of this 1932-nucleotide messenger RNA. RefSeq names its product Stb3p (gene STB3). Bases 1 to 1932 code for a protein of 643 amino acids. Gene Ontology annotation, molecular function: sequence-specific DNA binding. NCBI's taxonomy places the organism in Eukaryota, Fungi, Ascomycota, Pichiomycetes, Serinales, Debaryomycetaceae. The record is from RefSeq and is a predicted model, not a curated record. The transcript has a single exon. Gene Ontology annotation, biological process: positive regulation of transcription from RNA polymerase II promoter by glucose. Gene Ontology annotation, cellular component: nucleus.
AUGUCAAAUAUUCACGCUCUUAUUAAUGAUCCCUCACCAACACCCACACCUCCACCCCCACCACUUGAACCUUCUAUUACAAUUACUAGUAAUAAUAAUAAUAAUAAUAAUGACAAUAUACCACCACCAUUUUUACCAAAACAUGAAGAAAAUGAAUCAUCAAUACCUAGUCCACCAUCUCCUGUUAUAUCAUCAGCUUCAACUUCCAAACAAACAAAUAAGAAACUCUUAUCCACUUCCUCACCUGAAGGUAUACAAGUGGCUGCUAAAAUAACUCCUACAAGAUUAGCUAAUUUACUUAUACGUAAAGGUCCUUUACCAAUCCGUCAUAUAACUCACCAAUUAGCCCUUGAAGUUCCUAGUUUUGAACUGCUCUCAUUAUCAAAACAACGACGUCUUAUAAUGGCAGCAAUGGAACAAACUGAUACAUCAAAUAAUGUGGUAUUUGAAAAAAUUGGUUGGGGACAAUGGGCAGUAAGAAAAGUUGAUAGUGAUUAUAUUGUAACUGAAGGUAUGGAAUCCAUAAAUUCAAAUAUUUCUACUGCCAAUAAAAAUGGUGCAACGAUUUCUUCUGCUAUAACUAAUAAUGGCGAACAAAUAAGUAAUGAAAAAUUAAUUAAUGUUAAUGAUUUAAGAAAUAAAGCAAACUUGAAACUUGGCUGGUCCAAGAAACAAAAUGCGACAACUAAUGGUCAUGGAAUAACAUCGAAGAAAAAUAGAAGGGAAUCAAUUACUAACAAUAAUAAAAACCUUCAUAAUUUGAAGUUACCUAAAGAACCAAAGAAUAGCUCUAUUGCAAUUGCAAGUGAUUCAGAUGACGAAGAUGAUGAUGACGAUAUAGAUGAUAUAGACAUUGAUGACAUGGAACAAGAUGAUGAUGAUGCUAUUGUUGCUGAAGAAGCACUCUCAUCUUUAACUCCAAGCUCUAGUUCGGAAGAUGAAGAGGCUGAAGAUGACGAUGAUGAUGCCUUAUUCCCAUUCGACAACGAUGAAUCAAAACACAAGCUAACUACAAAGACUUCUCCUCCUCCUAUCAAAUUUGCUAAGAGGGUACCUAUCAGAAUAAGUCCACCACCAUCUAAUAAUGGCGAAAGACGUCGGAAGUCUUCAAGUUCAAUUACAAAACCAACUUCUAAUCAUCGUUACCAAAUCUUCAAUAGAUCAAGAUUAGAAUCGUUUGAUGGUUUGGAUAACUAUAUAGUGUCCUCAGCCAAAAAUUCAAAUGUAUCAAUCAAUUCUCCACCUCCAUUACUUUCUUCAUCACCUUUAAAUUCAUGGAAUGGAAGUGGUAUAAUUCCAGCAAGUAAUAGUAAUUAUAUCCAUCAUGAUAAUUCAUCUUCCUUUAUAAUUGAACAAUCUGAGUCUGUGCAAUCAGGAAGAAGAAAGUCGUCAUUCAAUGAAUCUCACUUAAGAUCAACUUUAAGCACAUCGUUACCUCAUCCUCAACAACAUACAACAUCAACUACCAGCCCAAGCAUAGUGACAAGCACUCAUCAGAUUCCAUAUGAAAACUCCCAUUUUGCAAAUUCUACUCCAAGUUCUAUUCAUUCAAAACUUGAGCACCCUGUAAAUCAUCGUCAUCGUCAUCACAGUCAUAGUCAUGCAAGUCAUGAUCAUAGUGAAGAUGAUACAGAUGAAGAAGAUUGGGCUACUAUGGGUGCAGAAACUUUACGAAAGAAUAGUAUUACUUCAUUGAGUAAGAAUAAAGGCACACCUCGUUCAUCAUCUGCUAAACCUGCUCGUUCACAUUCUCAAUCUCAUUCUCAUCAUAAGAUACAUCGUGAUCAAAAGCAUGGUACAGGCAGAUCAAGAUCAGGUGAAAGAUUGCCACUUCCACCAUCUGAUAGAGACAGUAAUACUAUUGACACUAUGAUGGAUGUUGAUGAUGAACAAAGAUUAGCUGCUUUUGCCUUAGUAGAUUUGAGGAAUUAA